Messenger RNA from Patella vulgata (common limpet), 1388 nucleotides. Its product is annotated as non-homologous end-joining factor 1. The transcript is spliced from 8 exons. The record is from RefSeq and is a predicted model, not a curated record. Gene Ontology annotation, cellular component: nucleus; DNA ligase IV complex. NCBI's taxonomy places the organism in Eukaryota, Metazoa, Mollusca, Gastropoda, Patellidae. Gene Ontology annotation, biological process: double-strand break repair via nonhomologous end joining. Gene Ontology annotation, molecular function: DNA end binding. Bases 177 to 1184 code for a protein of 335 amino acids.
UCCGAUAAAACAACUCCGCAAACAUUGUGGUUAUCUCCCUUUAUAAAGGUGGAGAAAAUAAACAAGAAGUGGCUGCACUGUCUGUAACUUACUGUCAGACAACAAAUAAACAAAAUAAUAGCCUACUUGAGAAUAAAACUUACUCUUGAAUACCAAAGGAUAAAAACAUUUUAAAAAUGGCAGCAGUUACAUUAGAAACGGAAUCAGACUGGAGAAGAAGAUUUAAACCAGAUCUAAAAGUUGCAACAUGGCGGAAACUAACUCUUGUCAGUGGAAAUUAUUUGUUAAAAACUUUCUUUACACAAAAUUCUUAUGAGGUACUGAUCACUGACCUGUGUUCUUUUUGGCACGAAAAAAUGGAAGAACAAGAAUUGAAAAAGAGAAUUCAGAAAUUGAAUCCAAGUAUAGAGGCACCAUUAACCAAAGUUUUAGAUCAAAUUAAUCAAAAUGUUAACAUUCCGAUGAAUCAAGAUGAUCAUUUAUCUGUGACAAUGAAAGACUGUGAAGAUGGCGGUCAGAAUUGUAUUAUGUCAAUUAAUUCACAAUUAGCUGGAAUGCCUUUUAUCUGGAAAUUUGUUUGUGAACCAGCAGAUAGUGAAUUGGCUAAAGAAAAUCUCACAGUACCUCUUAUGGCUAUGGUUUCGGAAUUGUUACGUCGUCAACAAGAAUUAUUUAGUAUUAUUUAUAAAAAAGAUAAAGAAAUUGAAGAUUACAAGUCACAGGGUGCCAGAAUCAGUAGAAGAUAUUUAGUUACACCACCAUUUAAUGCAAUAGGAUUUUUCCACAAUAUGAAUGUAUCUGCUGGUUUUGAAGCUGAAAUGAGAAAGAAAGGAAUGUAUGUAUUUAAUGAGAUAGGAGGUAAAUUAUAUGAAGCUGUAAUGAUAAAACAAGCCUGGAUUAAUAAAUCACCUCUUAAAAGAAAAGCUGAUGAAUCUCUUGAAGAUGCUGAUAGUUUAACUGAUGAUGUUCCUAAAGAACCAAGUGUAGCUUCCUGGUCAAAUAGAUUACCACCAUCCAUGACAGAAACCAAGGCGGAAUCUCCAAAAUCAUCUGUUAAUAAUACCCCUGAAAGUUCACCAGCUAAGGAAGAAUUAUUACGCCGAGAACGACUAGAACGCCAAUUACAAGAAGAAGAGCAGAAAAAACAAGAAAAGGCUAAAAAAAAGAAAAAAAUGGCAUUUUGAUAUAUAUAUACCAAUAUUUCACAGAAACACCUUCAUUCUUUAUUUACAGUGUAUCAUAUUCAUUUUUAUUUCAUUUUUAUUUCAUUUUUUAAGAUUAUAUAAGUUAGAGUAAAUCAUGAAAUAGUAAAUUGUUGUGCUAGAUUAAUUUUUUUUUUUAUUGUUCAUUGAUAUAAAAAUAUUUAUUAUUUAAUAAGUAUCACUUUA